Molecule: messenger RNA, 936 nt
Organism: Pelodiscus sinensis (Chinese soft-shelled turtle)
Lineage: Eukaryota; Metazoa; Chordata; Testudines; Trionychidae
Product: olfactory receptor 51G2-like
Biological process (GO): G protein-coupled receptor signaling pathway
Cellular component (GO): plasma membrane
Molecular function (GO): G protein-coupled receptor activity; olfactory receptor activity
Source: RefSeq, a predicted model, not a curated record
AUGUCAGCUGUCAAUGAUACCAAAUUCCAAUCUUCAGUGUUCCUUCUCACUGGAAUACCUGGGCAGGAAAACGUCCAUUUCUGGGUCUCCAUUCCCUUCUUUUUUAUAUAUGUUAUUUCGAUAGUAGGAAAUUUAGUCAUUCUGUUCAUUAUAAAAACAGAUCCAAGCCUCCAUGAGCCCAUGUACAUUUUCCUUUCUAUGUUGGCUAUUGCAGACAUUGGCUUAUUGGUAUCCACCAUGCCAACGAUACUGGGCAUAUUUUUGUUUAACUCUAGGGAGAUCAGCCGUGAUGCUUGUUUUGCCCAGCUGUUCUUCAUCCACUCGCUUUCAUUAAUUGAAUCCUCUGUGCUCUUGCUGAUGGCCUUUGACCGAUUCAUCGCGAUCCGUGAUCCUCUGAGAUAUGCGUCCAUCUUAACCCUGCCUAGAAUAACCAAGAUGGGACUGGCAUGUAUGCUAAGAGGGGUCACCAUAAUAUUCCCAUUCCCCCUUCUUCUGAGACGCUACCGAUACUGUCGAACCAAUAUCCUCUCCCAUUCCUACUGCCUGAAUCAGGACGUCAUGAAGUUGGCUUGUGCAGACAUCACCGUCAACAACAUCUAUGGCAUGUGUACUGCACUCUUCACGUUUGGGUUGGACUCACUGCUCAUCUUCCUCUCUUAUAUAAUGAUUCUCAAAACAGUGCUGAGCAUUGCAUCUCAUGUGGAACGCCUCAGGGCCCUGAACACUUGUGUCUCCCACCUCUGUGCCGUCCUGCUCUUCUACGUACCUGUCAUUGGCCUGGCUGUGACUCACAGAUUCGGGAACAGCUCUUCUCUUGUGCUUCAGAUUCUCCUGGGCUACAUCUACCUGCUGGUGCCACCCCUGAUAAAUCCAGUCGUGUACAGCGUGAAAAGCAAACACCUUCGUGCGAAGAUAAUCAGGGCAUUCUUCAAGUGA